Messenger RNA from Seminavis robusta, 972 nucleotides. NCBI's taxonomy places the organism in Eukaryota, Bacillariophyta, Bacillariophyceae, Naviculales, Naviculaceae. The record is from the annotation of a GenBank genome assembly.
AUGUCAUCGACAAAGCUACCCACGUUGCUUUCGUUGCUCGUCCUAGUCCUGGUGGCAACUACGACAUCAGCUGCACCGUGGCAUCUCCGACGAACGCAAGAAGACGACUUGAAGUGGUUUGAAGGAGACAUUGACGAGAGGUAUGAUUAUUUGCUGCCACUGGCAGGGCCACAAGAAAUCGUGGGAGGCUCUCCUGCCAGUUCUGGGGAGUUCCCGUGGUUCGUCUCACUCGAGUAUGAAGGACAGAUCUAUUGUGGAGGGACCUUGAUUUCUGCGAAUAGGGUACUUUCAGCAGCUCACUGCUUUCUCUCAAGCUCGGGAAGCAUCUUCCUCCCGACGCAGAUAAGAGUAGGUCACACGACCACUUCCGACGGCGAGACUGUCACACCGAGCUGUGUCUCUAUUCAUCCUGACUUUGGAUACGACUUAAAAGGAGUCUACAGCGACCUUGCGGUCCUUUCACUUUCUUCCCCGGUCACAACGGUUACCUCCUUCGUGGUUCUCAACAGCGAUACAAGCCAUCCGUCAAGUGGGGAUUUAACCGCGAUUGGGUUUGGACGCACUUCUACAGAUGGCCCCACUUCGAGUUCGCUCUUGAAGACGACAGAAGCCUUCGUCAGCGAAUCAACCUGCAAGGAGGCCUGGGAGUGUGUUAGCUCAACUUAUCAUGUAUGCGCAGUGGGCGCUUCCAAUAAUGGUGUUUGUAAAGGUGACUCAGGAGGUCCUCUCCUAGAUAGCGCGAAGGUUCAAGUUGGCGUAGCUUCAUUUGUGGGUUCCGAUGGGUGCGGAACUUCAACACCAGAAGUCUUUGCAUCGGUAGCAUCCUUCCAUACAUGGAUUCAGGGCGAGUUGACAUCUGGAACUUGCACUUCUAGCCACACGCUGAAUACAGCUACUCCGUGCUCAUGCGUGUGCCUGAUUCAGCGCGCUUUCAUUGAUGCCACAAGUUUUUUUGGGAGCUAUUUCGACUAA